Molecule: messenger RNA, 3985 nt
Organism: Equus quagga
Lineage: Eukaryota; Metazoa; Chordata; Mammalia; Perissodactyla; Equidae
Gene: SDHAF3
Product: succinate dehydrogenase complex assembly factor 3
Exons: 2
Coding region: 70-447 (125 amino acids)
Biological process (GO): mitochondrial respiratory chain complex II assembly; succinate metabolic process
Cellular component (GO): mitochondrion; mitochondrial intermembrane space
Source: RefSeq, a predicted model, not a curated record
GCGGCUUCGGAGGGGCGGGCACCUGCCGUCCCUUUGCGCAGGCGCCGUCUACGGUCCACGCGCGGCGAGAUGCCGGCGCGGCACGUUUCGCGGGUCCGGGCCUUGUAUCGGCGCCUCCUGCUGCUGCACCGGGUUCUGCCCCCAGACCUCAAAGCCCUUGGCGACCAGUACGUGAAGGACGAAUUUAGGAGACACAAGACCGUUGGUUCUGAGGAGGCCCAGCGUUUCUUGCAGGAAUGGGAGGUGUAUGCAGCAGUUCUGUGGCAACAAGCUAAUGAAAACAGACAAAAUUCAACUGGAAAAGCAUGUUUUGGAACCACCCUACCAGAAGAAAAACUUAAUGACUUUCGUGAUGAACAAAUUGGACAGUUGCAGGAGCUGAUGCAGGAAGCCACUAAACCCAAUAGGCAAUUUAGUAUUACGGAGUCUCGGAAACCGAAACUUUAGUCUAUCCAGAAAAGCUUAACAAAGCGUUUCAAGUUCAGAACUGCUUAAUUUAACAUAUCCUUGUUUUUAAAAAUGUAUUUCUUCAGCUUUUAGGCUUUGAGAAUGCCUGGUGUUAAGGACGUAUUCUUUUAUUUGGAGAUGUCAUGAAUGCUAUCUGCAAUAUAUAGAUCAGGAUCACUAGUGGAUGAAGCUUUACAUUAUUGAAGUAACGGUACUUGAUGGAAUUUGAUUUUUGGACUAAAGAAAGAAUGGCUAUGAAAUGGACAAAACUGUGGAAUUUUGCCAAAAAUUUUUUAUAUAUAAAUUUGUUUUUAAUGCUAUUCUUGUUCCAAGCAUUAGCCUCAUCUCUUUAGCUUCAUCAGAUAAAUAUAUCAUGAUAAUGAUAGAUGUGGAAUUCCAACAAGGUUAUUAUUUAAAGACAUUGUCAUCCUGAAAGUUUUAUUUCUACUUUAAUAGUACAUAUAUGACUAUUCUCUUAAAUGCCCGUUAUCCCCUAGUCAUUGUUUAUUUACAAUAAAGGGUUAAAAAGAAGCUUUAAGAUUUAGUAGUAUACUAUCAUUUAUAUAAUAUACAUUGUAUAAUUCAUUUCUACAGUAUUUGUUAGUAAGACAGAUUGCCCUUAAAUAAUUUGCAGUUACCUUGAGAAUCUCAUUGCCUAAUGAUUGAGGAGAUAAAAUGACCUUCAUAAAUUUUUUGUACACUUAAGUUGAUUUAUAAACUGAAAAAAGCAAAUGAUAAUCCCAUUCACAUCCUAAAAUGUUUAUGAAUUUUAAAAAUUAUUAUACACUAAAAUGACUUGUAUCUUUAUGUAUGUUUACUCUGAGAUUCUGAAGUGAUCCUUUUUCAGAUGCAAUUGUGUUUAUGUCAGCUCUUUAAAAAUUGAUUUGUGUUUGCUCUGUUUUGCUGUCUUGUGCUUUCUCUUUGUGUAUGGCUGCCAGGCCCCUCAGUCCUUUCUUCCAUUCCUCUUUGAGUCAGUCUGUAGGUUGAUCAGUUAGUCUUUUCUCAUUGAGAGAGAGGCAGUCAGUCAAUCAAUAAUCUAGUCUCUACACUAUAACAGGUUCUAGGAAUACAGCAAUGAAUAAGGUAAAGCUCUUGCCCUCAAGAAGUUUAAAAUCUGACUGUGCAUUUGGGAACCUUGUUUCAUCAUGACCAAAUACAGUGCAUCCUCAAACUCGUUACGGUACUAUCUUUUUCAUCAUCUUGGCAAAUAGAAAUCUAACACCCAUGAGGAUACUGCUUCUCUGCAUCUUGUGAAGUGGGAGUUGUGGAUCCAUUUACAACUUGCUAUAACGUAAAACCCCCUCCUUACUGUCCCUUUCAAUUCAUCAUUGUGCCACCGUAACUUAAGAAUUCUUUUUCAUUUGUACUUUGUUUUUUGUUAUACUUCCCUAUUUCUUUUUGUUCUUUGGCACUGGCUCAUACCUCUCCAUCUCAAUUUUUGCCAUCAUCUUGGUGACCUUAGUAUUAAUCCAUGUGGUUGACAUAUCUAGUAGCCUAAUGGCUCUUUGAUGGUUCAUGAUUCACUUUCACUUAUUCAGUCACCCAUAAUCAUGGUUACACUUAAACUCACUUUGUUCAGAACUGCUGCAUCUGAAAUUAUGUAUUACAACAUUUCAUGCUUUUGUCACUAUCUCUUACCAUAAUGUGAGCGGUUUCUUACUCCCACUGCACCUAGUAUUUGUUCAACAAAUGCCUGUUGAGAACUUUCAUAUGCCAGGCAUCAUUCUAGAGACUGGGGAUACAGCAGUUAUCAAAGACAAAAUGUCCAGCCUUUUGGCACUCGCAUUCUAAAGGACGGAAAUAAAAUAUGUAGGGUGAUAAGUACUAUGGAGAAAAAUAAAGCUAGGUUAGGGGAUAGAGCUGUGGUUCCCCAAUUGUGAACUGAGAUGCCCCAGGGCACCAAAGAGAACUCACAGGGGUGCUGGAGGAUAUUUUAAGUUUUUCAGGAAAUCACAGCCAUAUUUAUUGGACACCACACAAAUUACUAGCUUGAGGUAUUUCACAGUUUUACUAUUAUAUUGCAACAUUCUUUUGGAUUACAUAUCUUUGUGAAGCUGGGCUUUUAGCGAUUGCUGUGAUAAAAGCAAUCAGUUAGUCUUUUCUCAUUGAGAGAGAGGCAGUCAGUCAAUCAAUAAUCUAGUCUCUACACUAUAACAGGUUCUAGGAAUACAGCAAUGAAUAAGGUAAAGCUCUUGCCCUAUAACAGAAAGUAUAACAGAAAAAUUAGUAAGAGAAAAUGUCCAAUGUGGUUACAAAGUUUGAGAAGCUGUGUGGUGUCCAACAGGUGCUCAGUUGUUAGGACAAAUACUAAGUUGUUUGGACUAUGUAAUAAAUGAAACCAUAUGGGUUUUUGGGUUUGUUUUUGCUGUAGGUGUGCUGUGCAAAUACUGAGACAGUAAGGGUGUGUUUGGGAACUCCUGAAGUAGUGUCAAGGAAUGAAUGGUCUUUAACUGUGAACUCAGUAGUCUUUUGACCACUCCAUUUGUUCAAUGUCAUUUCUUUACUGCCUUCACUUCCAUCCCAAUCUGCCCUAGUUUCUGUGAUCCUUCGCUUCAGCCAGCCAUUAGCAAUGCCCUCAAUGUCAUCAUCUCCUUUUCUUUUUCCCUCAUCAUCUGCUCUCACCAAGGUGACCACUCACUCGCCGAAAUCAAUAGGAUAUUAAUCAGUGUAAGACUGAUAAGUUAUCCUGUGAGGCUUGAUAGUAUUAACUAUUCUCUACUACUUUCAAACCACUCCUGCUUGGUUUGUAUACUGCCUAACUCUCCUUUAAGUUAUAAAUUUUCCUUUUUUUUCUUUUUAAAUAAAGAUGUUGUCUGGGAUUUCAUCUUUAGGACUCUUAGUUUACACAUCCAUUGCUUCAGAUAUUAGCUUUACUCUUAAAUCUGUAACACCAACCUCAGUCUCAUUUCUGAACUUCAGGUCUGUGUUUGAAAUUCUAUUUGGCAUUUCCAACUCAUUUAAAAUCAGAUUUACUAUCAUUCAUUCACUGAGCAGGGAAGGAAAGUAACAUAUACCCAGUUCACCAGUUCAGGGUUCUUCAAUUCAGCGUGAAUUUCACCAUUUCUCUAGAGGGCUCCUUCUCAUUGAACAGCAAUUCUGACAACUCCAUGCAAAAUGGCCAUAGUUCUCGACUGCUCCUGGUACCCAUGCCCUUUGCAAUGUGACUUUGCAGCUCCUUCCAUCACAUCUAUUUUUCAGCUCUUCAAACCUGAACUGGCCUUGUUCCUUGAUUUGCUCAAAAGAAUAUGGGUAUGACAUUAUGCAAAUUUAGGGUGUAGGCCUCAGAGUCUGAUACACUUCCACCCGCACUGUUGGAAACCUGCCCAGCUGUCAUGUGAACAAGCUCAGGCUGACCUAUCAGAGGAUGAGAGAUCAUAUGGAGCAGAGGUGAGCUACCCUAGCUGAAGCCAUCCUAGACCAACCAGCUCUCAGCCAACCACAGAUACGUGAAUGAGCCCUCCCAAGAUCAGAAGAACUGCCCAGCUGAUCCCAGCCCAAACUGCCAAUGAUAAGCCGAAUAAAUGGUAGUUCUUUUAAA